Molecule: messenger RNA, 6736 nt
Organism: Choloepus didactylus (southern two-toed sloth)
Lineage: Eukaryota; Metazoa; Chordata; Mammalia; Pilosa; Megalonychidae
Gene: GLP1R
Product: glucagon like peptide 1 receptor
Exons: 13
Coding region: 220-1611 (463 amino acids)
Biological process (GO): adenylate cyclase-activating G protein-coupled receptor signaling pathway; cell surface receptor signaling pathway
Cellular component (GO): plasma membrane
Molecular function (GO): peptide hormone binding; glucagon receptor activity
Source: RefSeq, a predicted model, not a curated record
CCGAUAUCUCCCUGGCGCGCUGGACGGCCUUAGGUGCGCGGCGGGGUGGCCAAGUGGCCUCUGCGGGCCGGGGCGGAAGCUGGGGACCCCGCCCGGCCCCUCCCGCGGGCAGAGAGGCCCCGCGCCGACUCCUCCCCCGGCGCCCGGCGCCCGUCCGGGAUUAGUCGCCGCGCGCGGUUCCGCAGGUGGCAGCGAUGGCCCAGUGCUGAGCGCCCCGCAAUGGCCGGCGCCCCCGGCCCGCUCCGCCUCGCGCUCCUGCUGCUCGGGGCGGUGGGCAGGGCCGGCCCCCGCCCCCAGGGUGCCACCGUGUCCCUCUCGGAGACAGUGCAGAAAUGGCGAGAAUACCGGCGCCAGUGCCAGCGCUUCCUGAGUGAGGCACCACCCCCAGCCUCAGGCCUGUUCUGCAACCGGACCUUCGAUGACUACGCCUGCUGGCCGGACGGGCCUCCUGGCUCUUUCGUGAACGUCAGCUGCCCCUGGUACCUCCCCUGGGCCAGCAGCGUGCUGCAGGGCCACGUGUACCGGUUCUGCACAGCCGAGGGCCUGUGGCUGCACAAGGACAACUCCAGCCUGCCCUGGAGGGACCUGUCAGAGUGUGAGGAUUCCAAGCGAGGGGAGAGAAGCCCCCCGGAGGAGCAGCUCCUGUCCCUUUACAUCAUCUACACGGUGGGCUACGCACUCUCCUUCUCAGCCCUGGUCAUCGCCUCAGCCAUCCUACUCGGCUUCAGACACCUGCACUGCACACGGAACUACAUCCACCUGAACCUGUUUGUGUCCUUCAUCCUCCGGGCACUGUCCGUCUUCAUCAAGGACGCGGCCCUCAAGUGGAUGUACAGCACGGCCGCCCCACAGCACCAGUGGGACGGGCUCCUCUCCUACCAGGACUCUCUGGGCUGCCGCCUGGUGUUCCUGCUCAUGCAGUACUGCGUGGCGGCCAACUACUACUGGCUCCUGGUGGAGGGCGUGUACCUGUACACGCUGCUGGCCCUCCCCGUCUUCUCCGAGCAGCGCAUCUUCAGGCUCUAUCUGAGCAUGGGCUGGGGUGUUCCCCUGCUGUUUGUAAUCCCCUGGGGCAUUGUCAAGUACCUCUAUGAGGAUGAGGGCUGCUGGACCAGGAACUCAAACAUGAAUUACUGGCUCAUUAUCCGGCUGCCCAUUCUCUUUGCCAUUGGGGUGAACUUUCUCAUCUUUAUCCGGGUCAUCUGCAUUGUGGUGUCCAAACUGAAGGCCAAUCUCAUGUGCAAGACAGACAUCAAGUGCAGACUUGCCAAGUCCACCCUGACGCUUAUCCCCCUGCUGGGGACCCACGAGGUCAUCUUUGCCUUCGUGAUGGACGAGCACGCCCGGGGGACGCUGCGCUUCAUCAAGCUGUUCACAGAGCUCUCUUUCACUUCCUUCCAGGGGCUGAUGGUGGCUAUCUUGUACUGCUUUGUCAACAGUGAGGUCCAGAUGGAGUUUCGGAAGAGCUGGGAACGCUGGCAGCUUGAGCGCUUGCACAUCCAGAGGGACAGCAGCAUGAAGCCCCUCAAGUGUCCCACCAGCAGCCUGAGCAGUGGGGCGAUGGUGGGCAGCAGUGUGUACACGGCCAGCUGUCAGGCCUCGUGCAGCUAAGACUGGCGCCUGCCCUCCCUGUGGUUCUCGUGGCUUGCUGGUCACCCGUCCCAGGUGGGAGAGCCCCUGCCGGGGAGAGGGGAAAGGAGGGGCACACACACACAGCCAUGCCUGCCUUCCCUUCCCAAACCCAUCAGACAGGCAAAUGGACAGUGCCUCCUGAGACCCACAGACACGUUUUCUCAGAGGAAAAGCAGUCUACUAAUUUGAUCACUGUGGCGGGAGGAGAGGAAAAAACGAUUGCUGCUGAAGUGAGGAGGAUUUCUUCCUGUUAAGCCACAAGGCCCCUGGGGUUCCCCCAGACAGAGCAGCAAAUCAACCCUAGACUCAAGCUCAAGGUCAAUGGCUUAUUAGCGGGGUUGGGGCUUGCAAGAGGAGGUAGUUCUGAAAGAGGCCGAUAAAACUGCAGUCAAGUGCAGAGCUUGGGUAGCGAGGGCUCUGCUUGCCUCCGGCCGGGGUCACCACCUUCAUUUGCUUCCUUAUUAGGGAAGCUUGUACGUGUCUGGGUUGCUUGUCUUCCUCAUUUUGCCCCCUCAUCUCACCACUCAGCUUCUUUUUGAUGGGCUUUGUUUGGGCCACUAUCAUCAACUGUUUCUGGAAGUGGCUGUGGGUGGUGUUGAGAAUAAGUAUUGAGAAAGUGCCUGAAGAUUUCCUUUGCUGGGGCCAGCUUCUUCCCUGGGUGUUUGAGCUCGCUUGGUGCCUGCUUCCACCAAGCCCCCAGAGUUCAGGGACCCAGCACAGGCCUAUGACCGAGGGGCCCAGGCUGGAGUUUGAGCUCUAAAUUAGGUUCUAAAGAUGCUCAAGAAUGCUCUGGGGCUCAUCUAGGGACACUUUAGGAAUGUCCAUGCCAUGGGCGUAGAUUACCAGCCACUGCUCUGAACUUGGAAGGCCAAGAGCUCCUUUGCCUCCACCAGUUCCAGGGAAAUACUUUCUAUACGUGACCAGAUUCUGUGUCUUGAAUGGGAUGCAACAUUGGGGAAGGUGACCAAGAAGAGACUCUUCCAGAGAAUCUACCAGUGCCCAUCACCCCCAUGGAGGCAGGCUCCACUUGACCAUGGUUUCUUCCCUGUGAAAUUCCCCAUCUUGGGAGGUUGCAUAUACUUUAUUCCUUUUUCUUUAUUGCCAUGAAUAGUAUGUAUGUGCAAACGUGCAAUUCUGAUUUCUCCCACCUGAAGGAAACAAGAACUAAAUCAUCGUGGUGGUUGUGAUGUUUGAGGGAGUGGGGUAGUAAUUGAUUUGACCCAUCUGCACUUUGGGCUAAUGUUUGGCCUGCCUCCAGUCAUAUCCCAUAAAUAAUGAAUGGCAGAAACAGUUAGACAGGGAAAACCUAUCAAUCAUAGCAAGAAAGCAGAUAUGUAGCAGCACUGCAGAGACCCAGACAGGAAGAGGACCUUUAUCCUGGGGAGCUGGCAAUUGAGUUCAUGGAUGCAAAGUUCCCAGAGCAGGAGUGAACUCUUGGUGGUCCAGACCUCCUGGGAGGGUGGAGGAAGUGUAUCCAGAUGCAUACCUUUAUGAAUCCAUCCCUCCCCUCUCCAUUUUAAAUUAUGGGGAACCUUUCUCCAAAUCUUGUGAGAGGCAUGUGAUGUGCAAGGAAAAAAAUAAUGGGACAUAAAACACAUCAAGCAGAAAAUUUCUUAUGCUACAGCUUCAGUGAGGUGUUAAUGUUUGUGUUAAUGGGGAAGUUGAACCUCAGGCUAAAGAAAGGAAUUGUGCAGGCUGCCUCCUUUAGUGAGGCAAUGUACAGUAGUUGGGGGUGAAAGCCCUGCUGCCCCAGAACAAGGCAGACUUCCCAAUAGGUGAAACUUGUUUGGCUUUUUCUUGUGUGUGUGUAGGUUGGGGGGAUGGGGGAUAAGCAUUGUUGGGUUGAUGUGAGAGAAGAGCUAUUGUGCAAGAGUUUCAGUUUUAGAUAACAUGGAAGAUUUUGAGAAUCAUUAUUACAUUACACAACACUGAAGAAAGAGAUUGAUAUCAUCUACAUGAAAUAAAUUGUUGAGAGGAGAAAUUGUGGGGAGAAAGAGCUUAGUUAGGCACCUGGGAAGCUUAGAUGAUUUGGUUAAACUUUACAACUGGAACUGGUAAUUCCUGAUUUUGGAAGGCUCAUCACAACCCCCACCUCAGGCACCACCAGAUACUGAACUGAAGAAAUCUUUGCUCCAAGACCCUGUACUGUUAAUAUUCAUUUGAAUGGCAGUGUACUCACUCUAAGCUAUUCCCAUACUCUAAAUAUAGCUCCAGCAGGUCUGGGAACUAUGGAAUGCAGUGUACUCUGAAAUUCCAUUAUUUACAUACAUAAUGUCUGCUGAGAACUCUCCCAGAUGCCUCUGUCCUGUGGGUCUGUUGCUGACCAGCAGGGUAUAUGCGCUGUUUGUUUGAGCUGUGCAGCCAGCAAAGUCUGAUAACUGUUGGUGAGUAGCAGCCGAGUUCAGCACUCUGGCCAGCGCCCCCACCUGCCUACCCCGAAUUCGUUAGGCACUUAAAUCAUGUCAGCUCGCCUUUGCCAUUUCAGUCUUUGGAGCAGCUAAAUCACAGAACUGAAACAAACCACUACAUUGCAAAGUUGCCUUCCUUUUCAACAACUUUCCAGAUUACAGGCAUGAUUUUCAAUUGCCUCAGUGCACCUCACAGUGAAGAUCACACCAAAGGAGUUCCUGGAGAAUCAGUGAAGGGAAGGACCUUGGUGAUCCCUCCUGCCUGGAUCUAGUGGAAUGGAGUAAGACCCGCAGAAAUGACUUGUCCAAGGUCACACUGCUAGAUGGUGGCCAGAAUCCAGGCCAACUCCUGCCUUCCAGUCCAGUGAGGCCUCUGGGAAGCAUGGGCCAACAGUACACAUGGGCCAUUCAAGAUUCUAAGUAAAAAUUGUCAGUGUUGGCUGGAAUUUCCAUGAAAGAGGAAACAUAGUAGUAAAGAUAGAGAUGUCAGAGGGUAGAGGUGUGCUCUCCUCAGUGGUUUAUCCUGGCAAGAGGAGGGGAAGGGUACACAUUACUAUUUCUACUAUAAUGCCUCAUUCUUCCUUGUUUUAAAAUUAAGAAAUGAAAUGUAUCAUAGCACACAUACCGUAUAAACAGCAAGUGAGCCAUUUCAGACAGCAAACCCAGUGCUCUUUUAAUGGACUGGCCUAAUUUUUACUGCUGCACCUGUGUUUGCUUGAGAAGUUAUACUGAUAUCCACACAAAGUAGACAAAAAGAAGGUCUUGAGCCUCCCCUUUGCCUGUCUGGUGCUCCUUAAAGUGGGAGAAGACUGGUAAACUGGGAAACUGUAACCUAGCAAAGACGGCACAGCACACCAUGAAGGGCAAGCAGGGAUCCCUGAAAGUUUCCAUCACCCUAGUCAAUGUCCACUAUUUCAGCUGUUCACGGGGAGCAGACCGCCCCUUCCCAUUCUCCCCUGUCUUUCUUCCACAAGGAAAGAAUGCUGUUUUUUUUUUCUUCUUCUUUAUUGGCCUUGUGCAUGGCAGUCAGAAGUUAGAUGAUGAAUCCAGAAUCAUCACACCCACCAUGAAGGUCACGGGCCUGCAGGACUGGGAGCGCAGAUGGUGGGGAGCCUGAGUGGUAGAUGCUGCUUCUCCAUGCGCAGACAGGGCUCCCAUUAUUGCUAAUGUCUGCAACGUGCUCAGAGAAGGCAAAAUAUAGUCCAGAGGUUUAUUUUUCGUCCACUGAAUUGAUUCUAAUCCACAGUACUGACCCUGCGUUUGGCUCCUGUGAGGCACACUCUAUAAAAAUCCUCAAGUGAAAUAUGUUGGCUUCUCUACUAAGGCAGCUAUGUGAAUAAUAUGGUAAAUAUUCAACAGAAACCAAAAUAGUAUCAACUCUCUUUUUUUUUUUUUUUUUCUUUUUUGUGGCUGGGUGAGUUCUCUGGGAAAACAGUGUCCAAUGUGAGGAAUUCUGCAGCCAUUACCAUGCCCUCACAGUGGUGCCUGCUGCUUCAAACCAGCACUCUGGCUAUUUGCAGAGGGUGAUGUUGGGAAACAUUGUUAAGCAGUAUAAUUUCAAACCCUUUACUUAAUGGCACAGAGUGUCUACAGUUUCUGUAAUUACUUCUGCUCUGUUCAAUGGAUACAGAUUGUCAGAAGGCAGAUAAGUAUAACUGUUUUCCAAUAAUUCCACAGCGUCUCUUGAAUUUUGCCUAUAUCUGAAUCUUUCAGAGGGUAGAGUUUUCUCUCCUCUCCUUUGGCCAUCUUAAUCACUGCUUUUCAGGACCUCAUCCAGCAGUGGCUGCAUUUUCCCCCUAAUCCCUUCCCACCCCGCCCCCCACCAGGAGCUUCCCCACACUCCUCCCCCUGCUGCCUCAGUAAGAGGUGACCCUGCUAGACAUGCUGCAAAUGCGACUCUCUCAGCUGUGACCAAUUUGGGGGUGCAGUGGAGAGUGAGGUUCUGCCAGGACUGAAAAUGAUGCACCACAUUCCACCCUGGUUCAGUGAACAGUGUUGGAGCAAAUGGCUUGGAUCCUAACUUACAACAGGGUUAUGCAACCUUUCUGAUGGGGCCUGUCAAUUUCAGUUAUUAGUCAACCCAGACAAUCUAGCAUGACUAAUUAUCACGGUGUCAGAGCAAUCCAGGAGAAGAAAAACAUGUAUAAAUGAGGAUGUUUGGAUGUGUCCCCUCCAAAGUUUAGAACUUAUAACAAGUUAGGUUCUUUGCUUCUUUGUGGUAGCAGGGGAGGCCAGUGGAGGCAAUCAGGAAGGGGCAAAAUUUGCCCCAGACAGACAUGGCUGGACAUGGAUCUUGCCAAAUGGCUCGCAUUUUGCUUCUGAAUCUGCAGUUCUUCUAAGCUCCCCUACUCUAAAAAUAAUGAUCACAUCAUCAAAGCAGGUAAACCUUAACAUCCCACUGGUUUUAGAGAAGUUGGAAGCAGAUCUUCAAAAGCACCAACAGAGGUAAGCCAAGAUCCCAGGAGGGACAUAGCUAAAUUUCCAUCUUCAGUUCUCUUGGGGGGUGUUUGCUCUUCAUGAAUGUUUAAACAAGAACAUUUUCAUGUGAUUCCUUAAUGUAUAAAUUCAUGUAAAAUAUGACCUGCGUCUAUCGGUAGUGAAUGUGUAUGGUGUAUAAUUCAUUGCACAGAUGUGAAUGGAUGCAGACUCUUUAUUAAUUUUCCUUGUAAGUCAAAUAAAAGCCUGUCACUACUGUG